Messenger RNA from Helianthus annuus (common sunflower), 1882 nucleotides. RefSeq names its product peroxidase 12. The transcript is spliced from 3 exons. Gene Ontology annotation, cellular component: plasmodesma; plant-type cell wall. Gene Ontology annotation, biological process: response to oxidative stress; hydrogen peroxide catabolic process. Lineage: Eukaryota; Viridiplantae; Streptophyta; Magnoliopsida; Asterales; Asteraceae. Gene Ontology annotation, molecular function: heme binding; peroxidase activity. The record is from RefSeq and is a predicted model, not a curated record. The coding region runs from base 17 to 1096 and encodes 359 amino acids.
UAACCAACAAAUAACAAUGGCUAGUAAAAUUACAGUAAUGCCCUUUCACACAGUUGCAGUGAGUGUGGGUGUGUUGGUGGUGAUCAUGGCACUGCAUUUGCAGGGUUUAGAAGCACAACAACAGCCAUUGGUGAAGGGGCUUUCUUGGAAAUACUAUGAAAGUAGCUGUCCAAAAUUGGAAUCAAUAAUUAGGAAGCAAAUGGAGAAGGUGAUCAAGAAGGAUGUUGGUCUUGCUGCUGCUCUCUUGAGACUUCAUUUUCAUGAUUGUUUUGUUCAGGGCUGUGAUGGUUCGGUUUUGUUGGAUGGAUCAGCAAGCGGACCAGUUGAUAGCGAGAAAACGGCACCACCAAACCUAAGUUUAAAGGGUUUUGAUGUCAUUGAGGAUCUUCGUCGUAGAGUUCACAAACAAUGUGGUGCGGGUAGUGUCUCGUGUUCUGAUAUUACUGCUAUAGUUGCGCGCGACGCUAUUGUCUUGACCGGCGGUCCAGACUAUAGCGUUCCUCUGGGUCGAAGAGAUGGACUCUCAUUCGCCACAAGAAACGCAACACUUGCCAAUCUUCCAUCACCGUUUGUCGGGACAGACUCGCUACUAACCUCCCUUGCCGCCAAAAACUUUGACGCCACCGAUGCUGUAGCCCUAUCAGGGGCCCACACCAUCGGUGUCGCCCAUUGCCCAUCCUUCACGCGACGACUUUAUCCUACACAAGAUGCGACCAUGGAUAAAACCCUAGCCAACACCCUCAAAGGCGUUUGCCCAACCCAAAACACGAAUGCCACAACUUUCUUGGACCUUCGCUCUCCAAACGUGUUCGAUAACAAGUACUUCGUCGACCUAAUGAACAAACAAGGAAUCCUAACGUCUGACCAAGAUCUUUACACUGACAAACGAACCCGAGAGAUUGUCAAGAGCUUUGCAGUCAACCAAACAUUAUUUUUCGAGAAAUUCGUCAACGUAAUGGUGAAGAUGGGCCAAAUGCAGGUUUUGACCGGCACAAAAGGUGAAAUCCGCAACACUUGCAAUAAGCGAAACUCAAACGAAUUAGUCAUAUCAAACAUUGUCGAGGACCACAACACGGACGGUGUCGAGAACCUCUAAGCUAGUUAGGAACUUAGGAUGUUAUUCUUUCAUGUUUGUGCUAUAAUGUAUGUCAGUAUGUGCACUUUGCUUUGUGUAACUCUGUUGUUGAGCAAUAAAGAUGAAUUCAAAAACAAAAUAUAUAAUCAUAUAUGAGCAAAUUAUUGUAAAUUUGUAAUGCAACUGUCUCAUGCAAAAACAUAAUUACAAAUCUCUCAAAAUUAUAUUCAUAAACCAAAUUAUAAAUAAUAAAUUAUAAAUUAUAAACUCAUGAAUAUCAAGUUCGAAUUUCGAAAAUUUCGAUCAUACUGCAAGUGAAAGAUCUCCAAUUUCAAGCUGUGUAGCAAUUUCUUCCAACUGCUUCUUCACACUCAUAUCAAUCAAUUUAGAUCCAGAAUUUCCAUACCUGAUUGUAAAACCGACAACUAACGACUCGUCAAUAACCGUUUUCACUCGCACAUUCUUCGCUCCGGUGAGUUUCUGCACCUGUUUUGCAAUCUGAGCUAGAUGCUGUUCUUCAAGCUUCACAACCGACGAUACAACAGCAAGUUCAGUUUCAGUUAAUUUGUUGUAAACAAGUUCAAACUCCUUAACAGUCUCCUUAAUCAGAUCUAUCCGUUUACUCUCGAUUAAAGUUGCAGACGUGAAUCUGAAGCUUACCUGACGCGGUGACGUCAUCGAUGAGUGCGCGUUUCUGUUCGAGGCUUACGAUAGGGCUAGUGAAGUAGUUGAAGUUUGUUGAAUCGGAAAACAGUUUAUCGACCAGAUCUAGGUCUUUGACAGUCGCUUCUAGCGUUCCGUUUGCAA